GCAUCUGGUAUCAGGUCUAAUCUCGGCGGGACUCAGGUGCGCUGAGGUGUCGACACGCUCGUGGACCGCGCUGACGUCCAAACAUUUGGACUGUUUUUAAUCGUUUUUUUGUGCACUAUUGUUGCGCGUGCGUGUGUGUGUGGACGCAGGCGCAGACAACUGUGUCGUGAACGCGCAGUGGGCACAAACUAACGGACGCGCACACGAAGCCGAAGCAGGAACGAACCGGAGAUCAGCGGAGCGUCCGAGACCGAGUUCACGAAGCGAGAGACAAAAUGGGAGGAAAACUGAGCAAGAAGAAGAAGGGCUACAGUGUGAACGAUGACAAGUCCAAAGACAAGGACGGCAAGUCAGAGGGGGCGUCGGCCGAAGAGAGUGAGGCAGCGAAAGGAACCAAAGACGAGGCUCCCGCUGCCAACGGUGCCAACGACGUGGCAGCCACGGACACCCCUGCUGCCGAAGCGUCCAAAGAUGAGGAUAAGAAAGCAGCCGAGGCACCUAAGGAAGCAGAGAAGCCCACGGCGAAUGGAGAGUCGGAGGCCGCGAAGAGUCCCGAGGAGAAGCCCGAGAGCAAAGACGAGGCAAAAAAGACUGAUGCCACCACAGCGGCACCAGCUGCCAAAACCGAGGUGGCUUCUGCUGACUCAAGCAAGCCUGCUGAGGCAGCAGCCGACCCCUCCGCCAAGGAAGCCAACGCCACCGAGGCACCGAGCAAGGAUCAAACCGUAGCAGUCAAAGAUUAACACACAUGCUCUGAUGUAACCGCGAAGAUGUAAAAAAGACGCGGCGCAUGCCGACAAAAACAAUAAUAAUUGUGAUGAUGCUUUGACGGGGAGGCGCAGCUGCCGCGCCGCUGAUUAUUGCGAUUAUUAUUGUUGCUUUUGUUCUCUUUUUUCUGAUGUCGUAUUUGAACUUUGACCUUGUGUCGUCACUCCAUCCAUCACGACAUCCGCCAUUGUGUCAACACGCUGGACGCCGACGUCAGCGCAUGAUGUUGUGGACUUGUGUACUAAGUGUCCGUGCCAGAGGAAGGCAGCGGAGCAUCACAAUGUUUGAAUCUAAUACAAUAACUUAGCCGAAACAUUUUUAAAAUUGGAAACGACUGAAAAAAAAGAAACGAAAAACGUUUUCCACCUUUAGAUUUUAUAAGAAAAAGUUUUGUAGUCAUUUGUGAUAAAGUCUCUGAGAAUCGUCGCACAACCUCUGACGGACCAAAACAACUUUUUAGACCUUUCUACCACUUCUUUAGUUCCUCAAAGAGGGAAUGAAUGGGAGUGGGGUAGUCCAUAUCUGCUAGGUGGAGUAGCAACAAAAACAAAACCAGCAACCUCUGAAUUUCCUAUUAUAAGAGUUGCAGUUACCACUACUGGCCACCAGGGUUUCCUCAGUGGACAUCAGCGAAGUACGGAAAAAAUGGAAGUUUUCUGUCGCACCUUUUCGCACUUUUUCAAAUUGAUGAUUAGCGUGAGGGCGUGGCUAAAGCUAGGCAUGACAUUUGGGGGAUAAUCAGCCAUUGCUUCGGAAACCUUCACCCCGUAAUUCAUCCAUUCAUUCAUAGUUGUUUGUAAACACUGGAGGACAAUGCAGAAUUUGGAAUCUUUUGCAAUUACAGUUUCUGUCACCAGGGGGCGACAGACCCCACUUUAAAACCAGCACGUCUCAAACUGUGAGUGACCACAGACGUAGCGACACAGCGGUCAGACACAUCUGGAACUUUGACGAGUGCGCUCCUACGGUGGCAACGUUUCUGCCUCACCGCAAACGGUAGCAGAUCAUCGUGACGGAGAAACGUCGCCAUUGUCUUCCUCCUUAUUUCCUGCAUGUGUGUGUGUGUGUCUGUGUGCGUGUGUGUGUGGUUAUCUUGUUAAUCUGGUGAAGGAAAACAAAAUAAAAGUACUCUAGUGACGUUCGUCAGUCGUGUCGACGCUCGACUGAAAACUGUUUCUGUUAAUACGUGCAAAAGUAAUAAAGCUGAGAUCCAGA
Messenger RNA from Synchiropus splendidus (mandarinfish), 1983 nucleotides. It is a transcript of the gene basp1, whose product is annotated as brain abundant, membrane attached signal protein 1. The record is from RefSeq and is a predicted model, not a curated record. The transcript is spliced from 2 exons. The coding region runs from base 276 to 743 and encodes 155 amino acids. NCBI's taxonomy places the organism in Eukaryota, Metazoa, Chordata, Actinopteri, Syngnathiformes, Callionymidae.